Oryza sativa Japonica Group (Japanese rice) is the source of this 883-nucleotide messenger RNA. The record is from RefSeq and is a predicted model, not a curated record. Lineage: Eukaryota; Viridiplantae; Streptophyta; Magnoliopsida; Poales; Poaceae.
AGUAGGGUUGUUCUUCCCUACUAUCUCUCCCACCUCCACCGCCUCCGGCCGCCUCUCCGGCGAUCGCCGACUUCUGCGAGUAGGCGUGUAUCCCCUUGCGCCUCUUCGCUGAUCCUCUUUUGUUCAGCGGCUGCUCUGAUUGGUGGGGGAGAUGGCUGCACCACUUAUAGCAGGACUUGCGGUGGCAGCCGCUGCUCUUGCCAGUAGAUAUAGCAUCCAAGCUUGGCAUGCUUAUAAAGCAAGGCCUAUAGUUCCCAGGAUGCGCAAAUUCUAUGAAGGUGGUUUUCAACCUGAAAUGGCCCGAAGGGAAGCUGGUUUAAUCCUGGGUGUCAGAGAAAAUGUCCAUCCUGAGAAGGUUAAAGAGGCACACAAAAAGGUCAUGGUUGCCAAUCAUCCGGAUGCAGGGGGCAGUCAUUACCUUGCUUCGAAGAUUAAUGAGGCCAAAGAUGUUUUGCUAGGUAAAACAAAAGGAGGUGGAUCAGUCUUUUGAGUAUAUAAUAUGCACUGUUCGUUCCUUUUUUUUUUUUUGAAACCAAAGCCAGGCUAAGCUGGAGUUAUAUUAAGGAGAAUAGAAAGUAUUUACAAUAUCACCAAGAAAGGUGAAAGAGAUAGAACAGGGGAAACAAAGAAGAAAAGCAACAAGGAAAACCUAAAAGGGAGAUGAUAAACCGAAAUUUUGAUAUACAUGAAGGUAGAAUUAGUCUUUGUUCUUUGUUCCUAUCUCUAGUUCCAGCACUUAGAUGAUAAACCGAAAUUUUGAUGUGUUACAAAAAGAAAAGGACAGUAUAUUUGACCUUUUCAGAUCAGGUUUUUCACUGUUUUGACACUUUGGGCAGUUAUGUGCCACAUGGUUAUGGGAUCACUAAUAUACAUGAAGGUAGAA